Hirsutella rhossiliensis is the source of this 474-nucleotide messenger RNA. Its product is annotated as DDE superfamily endonuclease domain-containing protein. Lineage: Eukaryota; Fungi; Ascomycota; Sordariomycetes; Hypocreales; Ophiocordycipitaceae. The record is from RefSeq and is a predicted model, not a curated record. Gene Ontology annotation, cellular component: nucleus. The transcript is spliced from 5 exons. Gene Ontology annotation, molecular function: DNA binding. Bases 1 to 474 code for a protein of 157 amino acids.
AUGAAUGGCCUGAAUUGGCCCAAACCCAACUUGAAUCGCGAAAAUUGGAGCUUGAAGAUUUUGAAUCGAGAUCCCAAAAAUUCAAUUCAUUUGAUUCAUCCUUCAUUCAAAAUCUUCAAAAAAUUCACCUUCUGCCACCUCUCGACCUGGUACGAGGACAGCGAUAUACCGCGAGACUGGGUGAUCUCCACGUCUGAUAACGGUUGGACCACAAAUGAGAGAGGCCUGGAAUGGAUUCGACAUUUUGACAGUCACCACUCGACGGACUUCGAGCUCUACUGCAAGGGGAACAACAUCGUCACGCUCUGUAUGCCUCCUCAUUCUUCUCAUAUACUCCAGCCUCUGGAUGUUGGAUGUUUUGGCCCGCUCAAGCAAGCGUAUGGCCGGCAAAUCGAGAAGAAGAUGAGGGCCGGAGCCACGGACGCCGACACCCUCGGAAGAGGGUCACGGAAGACCCGAACCCUGGGUUUCUAA